Magallana angulata is the source of this 1791-nucleotide messenger RNA. Its product is annotated as diencephalon/mesencephalon homeobox protein 1-like. Gene Ontology annotation, molecular function: RNA polymerase II transcription regulatory region sequence-specific DNA binding; DNA-binding transcription factor activity, RNA polymerase II-specific. The transcript is spliced from 6 exons. Gene Ontology annotation, biological process: regulation of transcription by RNA polymerase II. The coding region runs from base 85 to 1122 and encodes 345 amino acids. Lineage: Eukaryota; Metazoa; Mollusca; Bivalvia; Ostreida; Ostreidae. The record is from RefSeq and is a predicted model, not a curated record.
UUAAAGUUUGGUCUACUCAAGACACUAGCUUUAAUAUGAAAUGAACUUAGUUUAGUUUCCACAAUCUUAGAUUUCAAACCAGUUAUGCAGGCUUACAACAGUCACGUGGUUUUUUCGCCUCGUCCGCCAUUUUUAAGCCUUCACCCUCCGAUUACCUACCCCCUACAGUCCCACCCAGCGUUCUUUCCGUUCCAUGGCUCUCCCUACGCUCUGCCGCCUUCAGUCUCAUUUGCUGAUAAAAUUGCUGCCGAUUUGCUGUUCGAGGCAAGGUUCGGCUGUCAGAGAAAGCAGAGACGAUGCCGGACGGCCUUCACCAACCAGCAACUGUCCACGCUAGAGAAAACAUUUGCCAAGACGCACUACCCCGACGUCGUGAUGAGGGAGAGGCUCGCAAUGAUGACCAACCUCCCAGAGGCCAGAAUCCAGGUAUGGUUCAAGAAUAGAAGGGCCAAAUAUAGAAAGAAACAGAAGGUGGCGCCUGUUGCUGAGAGCAGUAACCAAUCCGGAGCCGGUGAAGAAUCCGAUACAGGUGUCUCUCAACAGAGUGACGCAAAUACUGACCUUGACCUGACUGAUGACGUAAUAGUAGACGUGGUCAGCGAGGAAGAGGAAGAUGAGCUACGGACGUUAGAUACAGAUCAAAAACCUGGACUAGAAAAUGAGGAACCGGACAAUGGCAUUGUAAAUUAUUCUGGCUCUGCUUCAAAGUCAGAGAACGCCGAGGGCUCCACUACAAACGCUGAUGAAAAGGACGACGAUGAAAGCGAUGACCCCAAAACGAGGGCGACGCCAUCUCCUGAUAUUGAGCAAACUGAUAAAGAGACACUCAGCUAUCCGCCAUCAACAUCUUUACCCCCGUUUCAGAUUUUCAACAAUCAGAGACAUUUUAGUUUUCCUCCUCCCCCUCCCCAUGGAUUCGGGUUUCCGUUUUGCCUACCGGAGAAUUCCUUUCCGUCCGUGUAUCGUAAAGCAUCGCCUCUGGGCCCCGCCCAUUCCUCCCACCCCCUGUCCUCUAGCCUGUACAAGAGGGAGGGGACUUCAUUGGAAACUCACUACAACCCCAGCAUCGAGAGUCUGCGGUCCAAAGCAAAACUGUAUUAUGAUUCUCUGGGAAAAUUGUGAUUUAUACUGACUCUAGAAUUGUGUUACUUAUUAUUGUGGAAACAAUUACAUGUAUAUUCAUGGGGGAUAAUUUUAUUGGAUUUCCAUUUUUUUUUAAAAAGGUUUGUGGGGAUGUAAGUUCUGGGAUUCUUCUAUGCAAAAUGAGUAAAUUCAUAAUUUGUUGGGAAUGUGCACCAAGGAAAUCCAUGCAAACUGAGCCCCAACGAAUAUUCAUGAUUCCCUGGUACAUUGACUUGAAUAUACAUGUAAAUCUAUUUUGAUAUACACAUAAUAUAACAUAUAAGCAGGUAUUGUCUAUAUCAGCUUUCUCCAUUCCACGUUACAUUAAAUAAUGCAUCUGAGGUUGUGAUUUUGUAUGUAUAAGAUAUUGAUUAUAAAUUUUUAUCUCUUUCAUUCAUUUUCAUUACGUUCAUGUUUUUAUGUUUGCAGAGUUACAUGUAUUAGAAAAUGUCGUGUAAAUGCUUAAUAUUAGUAUUAGUAUGUUGAAUGUUUUAUCUUUAAAAAUUUAAACGAGUGCAACUCCUUCCAGUGGAAAUUUUAGGUAUAGAGAGGGUUGGGUGCACUUUUGUUGAGUACUUGUUUACAAUACACGUUACAUUGCUUUGUUUAGCAUUCUGUAAGCUUGAUUUACAUUACUUAUUAUACAAAUAAAAACUGAAUGCAUCUUUA